Messenger RNA from Tremella mesenterica DSM 1558, 1032 nucleotides. RefSeq lists its product as uncharacterized. NCBI's taxonomy places the organism in Eukaryota, Fungi, Basidiomycota, Tremellomycetes, Tremellales, Tremellaceae. The record is from RefSeq and is a predicted model, not a curated record. Bases 1 to 1032 code for a protein of 343 amino acids. The transcript is spliced from 2 exons.
AUGAGGGCUACAAGAAGGAAAUACCCAGUGAGUGUACCCGUUCACAUGUUCAACGGCUUGUUUAGUGUUGCUGGACCUAUUAGCAAGUUCGUCGAAGUUAUGUUUUGUUUGACAAAGGACGCCAAAGUGCAAUCUGUUUGUCUCAAUGUGACUACUCUCUGCGACGCAGACGCAGUGAUAGGGUGGGAUUGGACGAGGAGAGAAGGUGUUAUUCUUGAUGGAAAGGAUAACACAGUGAAGUUUCCCAUUCUACCACCGCCAAGUUUGGCAAAGUUGGCUGCCAUAGGGCCACCAACUCCGACAGACGUGAUAGAUCUCCAAGACAAAGAUGACCAGGAUGAACUGAGUCCAGAGGAACAGGAGGAGUUGUAUCAGGUCGUUCCUGAACAAUUUCACUUGUUCAUGAUUGUGUUCAACCCGAGGAAGGGAGGUGAGGAAUUACCCCCUUUGAGGGAGUAUGAUUUGAAAUUUGAUCUGAAGGAGGGGGCAAACCUGAAGGUGGCUCCACUCUAUUCUCUUGGAGAAGAUCAGAAAAAUGUGCUGAGAGACAUACUAGAUCGUGAAAUAUUGGCUGGAAGGAUCCGACCCAGUAACUCGCCGUACGGAUCACCCAUGUUCUUGGUACCAAAAAAGAUAAAAGGCCAAUGGCGAAUGGUCAUUGACUACCAAAAGUUAAACGAAGUGACGGUACCGGACGCUUAUCCACUACCUCUGAUCGGCCAGAUAACCAAGGAGUUGGGAAAGGGGAGGUAUUUCAGCAAGCUAGAUCUCAUUGGAGCGUACCAGCUACGAAUAAAGGAAGGAUUCGAACACUUGACAGCGUUCAGGACCCAGUACAGUAUGUUCGAAUCCCUUGUGGUUUGUGAUGGUAUCCAAAAUGCUCCUGCUGUAUUCCAGCACUUUGUCACAAACUUCAGAGAGUUACUAGGAAAAGGAAUAGUGGUCUAUAUAGAUGAUAUACUCAUCUAUGGCCAAAGGUUGGAAGAACUGAGAGAAACUACGGCGAAGAUCAAACUUGUCUGUGAAAGCUAG